GUAGGCCAGCAUUUGGAAAUACCAUACCAAUCAGUUAACGUACGGUACUGCAUUGGCAGUUCAUUGUUUUGCGUUUUUUCUUGGAUAAAUACCAUGGUUGAAUAUGCACAUAUUAUGGAUCGGGAUUAAUCAAAAAAAAGCCACGAUUUCAUAGUAGCAGAAGAUCGCCAGAGAUCUCUUGUGACGGUUCAUCUCCAAUUCUCUACUUGUGCUUGAAGCUCAAAAUCACUGUGACCAGAGAACAAGUGAACUGAAGUCGUUAAGGAUUCAACUUCAGAUGUUUUCCAUAUUCAUAACGAAACCUCAUAGCUCGCCGGCACGAUGAUGGGGUGGUGCUGCUCUCGACCCCGGGGCAGUCCUGAUGACGUUAACAAUCCAAAAUUUAUUAAUAAACAAAUUAACGAUCGUAUUAAUAAGGAUAAACAAGAAUACAGAAGUACUCAUCGUCUACUUUUGCUUGGUGCUGGCGAGUCGGGGAAGAGUACUAUUGUGAAACAAAUGCGAAUUCUUCAUGUUGAUGGUGGCUUCAACGAAGAAGAAAAGAGGCAAAAGAUGUUGGACAUCAAGAAAAAUAUUCGUGAUGCCAUGGUGGCGGUAACCGGUGCAAUGAAAACUCUAACCCCUCCAGUGGAAUUGAAAAAUAGUGAAAAUGAACCUUAUGUCGAUUACAUUCUCACAACGUCGGUUAAUUUUAAAGAAGAAGAAGACUUUAAUGAUAGUUUCUUUGAUAAAGUCCAGAGUCUAUGGUCAGACGAAGGAGUACAAAAAUGUUUCGAGCGGAGUAACGAAUAUCAGUUAAUUGACUGCGCAAAAUACUUUCUAGAUAAAGUUGAGAUCAUAAGAUCUAAAAGCUAUUCACCUACAAAUCAGGAUCUCCUCAGAUGUCGUGUUUUGACAAGAGGAAUUUUUGAAACCAAGUUUAAUGUCGAAAGAGUUAAAUUCCAUAUGUUUGACGUGGGAGGCCAGAGAGACGAAAGAAGGAAAUGGAUACAAUGCUUCAAUGAGGUUACUGCAAUUAUUUUUGUGGUGGCCAGCAGCAGUUAUGACAUGGUAUUACGGGAAGAUCCAAGCCAAAAUCGCCUCAAGGAGGCACUCGACUUAUUCAAGAACAUAUGGAAUAACAGGUGGUUACGGACGAUAUCCGUUAUCCUAUUCCUUAACAAACAAGAUCUGCUAACAGAAAAGGUUCUUGCCGGCAGGUCUGUCCUAGAACAUUAUUUUCCUGAUUUCGCACCGUAUCGCAUCCCUAAUGACGCGACACCCGAUGGCAACGAGGAUCAGAACGUUACUCGAGCAAAGUAUUUUAUUCGUGAUGAAUUUUUGCGAUUAAGCCAAUCAGGAGAAAGUCGCCACUAUUGCUAUCCGCACUUCACAUGCGCAGUGGACACUGAGAACAUCCGUAGGGUGUUCAAUGACUGUCGAGACAUUAUACAGCGUAUGCACUUAAGGCAAUACGAACUGUUGUGAGUCGAACUUUGCCGAAUGACGCGAGUAAAGGUUUGUGUCCAACAAUAACAAAAUGCUGGGGAAGAGAAUUGAAAAUGAAAUGAACCUGAGAGGAGACACUGAUGAAAGAAAGGCGCAAGCGAAUGGCGCCGAAUGACGGCACCUCCAUUUUAACUUAAACAUAUAAAAUGAAAGCUUGUUCAUUCAAAUAAUGAGAAUGGCUGAACAUUAGAGCUCCACUUCACCAGGCACGGUCGCACGAGAGCCUGUUUUCUUUCUUUCCAAUCAAUAUUUUAGACCGAUGCAAGUUAUUAUCUCGGUCUCGACGGCAAGUGAAACGGAAUUCACAUUUUUCCUCUGAGGUUCGCCUCCCUCAGACUACAACGGUACGUAAACAGACUGAUGUAUCUUUGAUUUUUCGCUUCGAUUUUGAGGUUCACUUAUUUUUCUAUCUCCAGCCAGAUAAAAGAAAUUUAAAUCCAAUAUGUAAGCUAGGAAAUUCAUUAUUUUUUGCAACUUGACCGGCGGACCGAUGCUGCAAGUCUGCCAAUCCUCAUUUGCAACGAUGUGAUUUGUUACCAUUGAUUGAUCGAUUACUACCAGUUGUGUGUUGAAAUAAUUUGUUUAAAAAUAUCCAGUAUACAGGUAAACAUUCGAAAAUAUUUCCAUAUUACAAUUCGUGUGGCAACAAGAAUAUUUUAAGUUCGGACAUGUAAAACAGAUUCGUAUUUACUAUCCGAAACAACAAACGAUUUUGCAUAAAUUGGAAUCAGGUUUUAUCUGGCCACAUAUGUAUCAUACUUGUUUAUGUAAUCAUAGGAUGCAACUAGCUUUCAAGCUUGAAUCAAAAAAAUCCUAAUUCAACUUGAUAUGUGCUUAUUUUUUUUUGAAAUGUCAAUCUUGUGAUCGAAUUUCUUUUUUAACUGGAGAUAUCCAUUACUGGGCGGUCUUAUAUUCUAUAGUUGUUCCUUCAAAUUAUCAAAUUAUGCUGAAAAACCAUAAAAAUUUAAGUCAUACUCAAACCUGCUGUGUCUUUUGGCUAUUUGCAUCCAUAUUUUUACGUAAACAAGUGAGUAAGAUAAAUGCCUCGCUAAUUAAUUUUCAUGGUUUUCGAGCAGCGUCAUUCAUACUUGGUGCAGUGAUUUCCCAGUACUUUGUAAUUUAUUCGUGGCUACUUAAAUUUGGUUUACACUCUCUUACUGAAUAAUAGUUAUGUUUUGAUGGAUAUAACAGCGUCUGUCUAUUGAAAGUUCAGUUGUCACUCUGUGGUAUAAACAAUAAAUAAUGCUCAUUGCGCUCUGUACUGGUUGUAUUUUUCGGUCUGCUCUUCAAAUUUUCUAGAUUGUUUUGUUUGUUAAAGUAACUAUUACUACUGCUUUCCUGCCACAUAAUUUAAUGAUCAGAUUAUACUGAGCACGGGUCAGUUCUACAAAUUAUUUAAAAGCUUACAUCCUGUCAAAUGCCAAUUCUAGUUUUCGAUGGAUUUUUGGGCAGGGCCGAUAAUUUUAUUUUUAUUUCUACUCUUUCAUGAACUUUGGAUACUUACCCUGUUGUCAAGACAGUGUCUUCUACCUAGAGAAUCUAUUUGUUUUCCCCAUUUCUUUGUUCAUCACAAUUUUAUUAUCAGACUUCUUUUCAUUAGUAUCAGUUCAAGUCUAGUCCAAUGAUUCAUUGUGAAAAUAUUUAAUAAUAGUAAUAACAUAUUAUUUCUUUGGAACUUGGGUGGAAAUUUCAGGAACUGAACUACUUCUGGUUUGUUGAUCAGUUUUUUCGACUCGAUAUUUAAUCUUGUAUGAAUUUCUUCACGAAUCUAUAAAACAAUUUAAACGUAUUUUUUGAGUAUUUGGAAUUUGAAUUUCAUAGAGCGUUUUUAAGAUCCCUUUUUAUUUAUCGAUUAUCGAACUCCUUUUUUUUCGCGAACAGUUUAAAAUCAUCGGACGCUCCCCUGUUUUCUGCUAUUUGUGCUUUCUCUAAAGCCAGUUUGUAACUUUUCAAUGAUAGUUUUCUUUGGUUCUUUACCUUAUCUAUGAAUUUGAUAUAAAAGUAUUGGUUAUGCAUGUACCUUUAGGCUGUGAAAUUUGACAGGUUUCUUUUUUCCUCAGGGGGGGGGGGGAGGGAUUCGAGGGUAUUAUGUGUGUAAUGCAUACCUCAUGAAUAAAUUGACCUUUCAACUUUGCAUACUGACAAAUUUUAGUUGUCUUUUAUUAAGGUAGGUAAAUUGCCGUUGAUUGUGUGCAAAUUAGUCCAACUGCAUCUUCGCAAGCAAUAUUUUAGAUGUGGUAUUAUGAUCGGAAAAUCUUUUGCAAUUCAAAAAUUUCUCUCAAUUGACUAGAGAAUUCAGAAAAGGGUGUUCGUUGGUAAAAGACACGGCUUCGUUAAAAAUGCUGGGCAGAUCUAGCUCGCUUCACUUCAUUAUUUCUAUUAAAGUUUUCACUGUUUUAGGGGUGAAAGUAUUAAUUUAUAUAAUCUGUGUUGGUUGGGUAGUGAGUUUAUAUACGCCACACCCCUGAUGAUAAAUUAACGGAUAUGCUUUUACUUUUCUGUUGUUUUUUUACAUACCAGUUACUAUUUUCUCUCGAUUAUUCCUUGAUUGUAUGUAUCAAAUGAUAAGGUUUUACCUGACUAUUUUCACAUUUCUGUACAUGCAUAGCUAACAAUGAUAUUUGACCUCGGCUCGGCUAUGAAAAAUCUGAGUGAAAAUAUCAUUAAUAUCAUGCAAGAAGUUUCGUAACUAGACUUCACAAAAUUGGGUUUUUAUUCUAAAUGUGAUAUGUUUAUUUAUUUUAUUUUUGCUUGUUUUUAUUUGGGUAUGAUAUGAUGAAGAGUGGGAACGACAAAUUUGAAAAAAAAAAAUGGUUGAUAGCUGAUUGGCUUCUUCUAAAGAAGAUCUACUUGUAACUCAUUUACAAUUGCUAGAUAGAGUCUUUUUAUUACCCCUCUCCUCUCCGAGCAGGUCGUGACUCGUGACCGUCGAGAAUCUUUUAAGAGAAUGGAAAUGUUACAUUGAUAUUUAUUUUCAUGUUCCGUUCUACUAUCGCGAUGCUUCGAAACUACUUUGUUUUUGUCGUAGUAUAAUAUAUUCUUCUGUUUCUGUGCAUCCCACUGUUCAAUUAAGGCUCCAUAUGGAUCAGUGUAAUUGUCGUAAUUUUAGAUGCAAAAAUAAGUAUAUACAGUGCUAUACUUCUCUUCUUUUUAGAAGAGGGUCGUCAUUCUUAUUACUAUAUGAUGAUGAUAUGAUAUUACUACUAUUCACGAUCUAUUAAAGAUUAUUAUUCUUA
Molecule: messenger RNA, 4724 nt
Organism: Styela clava
Lineage: Eukaryota; Metazoa; Chordata; Ascidiacea; Stolidobranchia; Styelidae
Product: guanine nucleotide-binding protein G(s) subunit alpha-like
Biological process (GO): sensory perception of chemical stimulus; adenylate cyclase-activating dopamine receptor signaling pathway
Cellular component (GO): cytoplasm; heterotrimeric G-protein complex
Molecular function (GO): GTPase activity; G protein-coupled receptor binding; GTP binding
Source: RefSeq, a predicted model, not a curated record